Messenger RNA from Phycomyces blakesleeanus NRRL 1555(-), 1128 nucleotides. RefSeq lists its product as hypothetical. NCBI's taxonomy places the organism in Eukaryota, Fungi, Mucoromycota, Mucoromycetes, Mucorales, Phycomycetaceae. The record is from RefSeq and is a predicted model, not a curated record. The transcript has 8 exons. Gene Ontology annotation, molecular function: 5'-3' exonuclease activity; DNA binding; 5'-flap endonuclease activity. Gene Ontology annotation, cellular component: nucleus; cytoplasm. Bases 1 to 1128 code for a protein of 375 amino acids.
AUGGGAAUCCAAGGUCUCACAAAACUGAUUUCCGAGCAGGCUCCAGCAGCAAUCAAGAGUCAUGAAUUCAAAAGUUACUUUGGUCGCAAGGUAGCAAUUGACGCGUCAAUGUGCAUUUACCAGUUUAUGAUUGCAGUCAGACAACAGGAUGGCCGAGUAUUGACCAAUGAGGAUGGUGAAACGACCAGUCAUCUUAUGGGUAUGUUCUAUCGUACUAUCCGUAUGGUAGAAAACGGUAUCAAACCAGUCUAUGUAUUUGAUGGAAAGCCUCCUACCAUGAAAUCUGGUGAGCUUGCAAAACGUAAGGCUCGUAAGGAAGAUGCUUUAAACAAAAUGGAAGAAGCCAAUGAAGUUGGUACUACUGAGGAUGUUGCACGCUUUGAAAAGAGAACAGUGCGUGUGACAAAGGAACACAACCAAGAAUGCAAGAGAUUAUUAAAGACUAUGGGUAUUCCCUAUGUUGAGGCACCUACUGAAGCAGAGGCUCAAUGUGCUGAACUUGCAAAAGCUGGAAAAGUAUUUGCUGCUGCAUCCGAGGACAUGGAUACAGUUACAUUUGGAUCUCCUGUAUUGCUCCGUCACUUGACAUUCUCUGAACAAAGAAAGAUGCUUAUUGAUGAAAUCAAUCUCGAUGCUGCAUUGAAAGGUAUGGAGUUGGAUAUGCCUCAGUUUAUUGAUCUGUGUAUUAUGAUGGGAUGUGAUUAUGUGGAGACAAUCAAGGGUGUUGGACCCCAGCGUGCAUUUGCAAUGAUCAAAGAACACAAGACAAUCGAGGCUGUAAUUGAACACCUGCCAGAGAAGUUGAAGGCUAAUGUACCCGAGAACUGGAAGUAUGAUGAAGCAAGAGAAUUGUUUGUUAAACCAGAUGUACUUCCUGGAUCUGAGGUUGACUUAAAGUGGGAAACCCCUAAUAUCGAUGCAGUUGUUCAGUUUAUGGUCAAUGAAAAGGGAUUCAAUGAAGAGAGAAUUAGAAAGGGAUGUGAAAAGUUGGAAAAGAACUUGAAGACUGCUUCUCAGAGUAGAAUGUUGGACUUUUUCAAGGCAUCUCCAUCCACAGCAGCUCCCAAGAAGCGUGGUGCCGAAGACACUGCUUCAAAGACUGCCAAGAAAGGACGCAAGAAGAAGUAA